AAACUGUAUUUCAAAAAUAGAGAAAUAUAUGACUAUCGUUAAUAUGAAUUAAAAAAAGAAUAUAUAUAUUUAUUAUAAGACAGAAUUUAUGAAUACAUAGUUUAAAAAAUAGAUAAUUCAGCCUAUAAAUAGUUAUUUAACGUUUAGGAUUUAUGCCCGCUGCUUUCGGUUUCUAGCCACAGGACCCCGGAAAGCACGCUGCAGUGUUUACAGUUGCAUGCUGCACUGUUAGGAUUGAAGAUAAUUUACUUUAGAAUUAGCAGCAAAGAGUUCCAAGGGCACCCAUGGCGUCCGCGAUGGUAGUUCCAGUCAUCGAUGUUCAGAAUGAUAAUUUUAAAGAGCUGUGGCCUGCUAUGGUGCUUGCCAUCAAAACAUCUUCCUUCAUCGCCAUCGAUACAGAGCUGAGUGGUCUCGGAAAUAGAAAAGCACUGCUGGCCGAAAGCAUCGAGGACCGCUACAAGGCCAUAUGUCACGCGGCCCGCUCUCGAUCCAUCCUCUCCCUGGGUAUCGCCUGCUACAAGAAGCUCGACGGCAAGCCCGCAGACUCGUACCUGGUGCAGGUGUACAACCUGACGCUGCUCUGCUCGGAGGAGUACAUGAUCGAACCCCAGUCGGUCCGCUUCCUCGUGCAGCACGGCUUCGACUUCAACAAGCAGUACGCCCAGGGAGUCCCCUACUGCAAGGGCAACAACAAGGGCGGGGCAGACAACCACGGGGUCAGCGUGAGGUCGUUGUUUACUGAGCUGCUCCGAGCCAGGAGACCCCUGGUGCUCCACAAUGGACUCAUAGACAUGGCCUUCCUCUACCAGUGCUUCUACUCCCACCUCCCCGAGCGUCUCACCACCUUCACGGCUGACCUGUCUGAGAUGUUCCCCGCCGGCAUCUACGACACCAAAUACGCCUCAGAGUUUGAGCUGCGCCAAACCGCCUCCUACCUGGAGUACGCCUACAAGAAGUGUAAACUGGACAACAGCCGGGGUGUGGAGGCUGGGGGCCCGGGGCCCCAUCUGCUGAUAGAGUUCUGUCAUUACGGCGGCCACAUGUCCAGCUAUGUGGACUACAGAGUGUGUCCUGCCGUGGCCCCGUCCCCCGGACAGCAGGAGGUCUGCCAGCGCUUCUCUGCGUUCGGCUGGUGCCCCGCCGGGAGCGAAUGCACCUCCUCCCACGACACGGACCUGAUCAUCCUGCAGGACGAGAAGCUGGGGAUGGACAAGAAGUCCAAGAGGAAGAGGAAGAGGGACAGGAGGGACAAGAGGAAGGGAGGAGCAGAAGGAGGAGGUGCAGAGGAGGAGCGAAAGGAGGAGCAGGAGGAGGACGAGGACGAGGAGCUGAGGGCGAGCAAGAUCGCCCACUUGGAACUGGACCCGGCCGACAGACCCUCUCAGGACGGGUCCAUCGGGGACCCGGUAGCACGCACGGAGCCCCCUCCUGCGGAACUCACCGGAAACGGCUCGUGUAAGCUCCCUGACGACAUCACAGACAAGGCCACGCCCGCCGUCGCCGAGCUGAAGAAAGAGAGUGUUACCGACGAUGAGGCGAAGGCGGCGGCGGCGGCGGAGGCCAGCAGGAAGAGACUGGAGGGGGGCACGCACCGCGCCGGGUUCGACGCCUUCAUGACGGCCUACAUCUUCGCCUACGCCUGCGCCCUGGACGCCAGAGAGGACGGGAAGAAGAAGACGGAGGAGGAGAAGGACCGGGUUCUGCCCACCUGCUACAACAAAGUGUAUCUGAGCGGGAAGGCCGCGCCCCUCCACAUCGUGAAGAGCUCCUUCUCCAAGUCGUCCAAGGCCCACACCCUGAAGAUGGAGCUGGUGUGGGGCAAGAGCCUGGCCAGCACCCUGCUGGAGGCCGGGCCGCAGCAGCAGAAGGACGGGGAGUAGCUGUGGGUCACACCAGAGACGGCUUGGGUUGAGAGGAGCCUUUCUGCUUCAGCGGGGAGGAUGGUAGGGUCAACACAGAUGUGUUGAUCAUAUAAAUGAAUGGGAUUUAGGACCAAUCCCAUUUCUACCCCUUCCCCCUCCCCCUUGUUUUGAAGGGGUAAGGGGUAAGGGGUAAGGGGUAGAAAUGGGAUUGGACCUUAAUGUUUGGUCUGUUCAUUUAGGGGUCUGCUCCUUUGUUCUCUUGGGAGUGAUGCACCGGUCGACGGUAGCAGAACCUGUACAGGGCGUUUUGUAUCAAAGUCUUUGCUACGAGAAUCUAAAAGCCGAUUAGAACCGCUACACAAUUCUUUCCAGUCUGAUUUUUUUGUGUUUGAAAUCUCCAAUGUUUUGUAUCUUAAUAUUUAGUGCGGCAACUUCAUAUUGCCGUUUCCUGUUAUUUUAUUUAGGAGAGAGUAAUUACAUUAUUACAGAUUUUCUCUGCAUCAGGUUUAUCAUUUCAGAGAACAUUCUUUACAUGCUAAGCCUUUUUUAAUGUCAACAGGAAACAUCACGAUAUAAAUGUUAUUCAACCUCA
Molecule: messenger RNA, 2454 nt
Organism: Gadus morhua (Atlantic cod)
Lineage: Eukaryota; Metazoa; Chordata; Actinopteri; Gadiformes; Gadidae
Gene: toe1
Product: target of EGR1, exonuclease
Exons: 10
Coding region: 285-1880 (531 amino acids)
Biological process (GO): snRNA 3'-end processing
Cellular component (GO): Cajal body
Molecular function (GO): 3'-5'-RNA exonuclease activity; metal ion binding; snRNA binding
Source: RefSeq, a predicted model, not a curated record